CUGGGAGGAGGCCGGCAGCGCUCGCGGCGAGGCGGGUCUUCUUCUCCACCCUGCCUUCUCCAGACUGCGGAGGGCUCGACUGCUUGUUACAGAAACAUGGCGGAGGGGGAGUUGGACGUCGACUCUUUGAUUUCCAGGCUUUUAGAGGUGAGAGGAUGUCGUCCAGGGAAGAUCGUCCAGAUGACGGAGGCGGAGGUGCGCGGCCUCUGCAUCAAGUCACGGGAGAUCUUCCUCAGUCAGCCCAUCCUGCUGGAGCUGGAGGCUCCCCUUAAAAUCUGCGGUGACAUCCACGGCCAGUACACAGACCUGCUGAGGCUCUUCGAGUACGGCGGCUUCCCCCCCGAGGCCAACUACCUGUUCCUGGGAGACUACGUGGACAGAGGGAAGCAGUCUCUGGAGACCAUCUGUCUGCUGCUGGCGUACAAGAUCAAAUACCCCGAGAACUUCUUCCUGCUGCGGGGGAACCACGAGUGUGCCUCCAUCAACCGCAUCUACGGCUUCUACGACGAGUGUAAACGCAGGUUCAACAUCAAGCUGUGGAAAACGUUCACCGACUGCUUCAACUGCCUGCCCAUCGCCGCCAUCGUGGACGAGAAGAUCUUCUGCUGUCACGGAGGUUUGUCUCCUGACCUGCAGUCCAUGGAGCAGAUCAGACGCAUCAUGAGGCCCACAGACGUCCCCGACACAGGCCUGCUGUGCGACCUGCUGUGGUCCGACCCGGACAAAGACGUCCAGGGCUGGGGAGAGAACGACCGCGGCGUCUCCUUCACCUUCGGGGCGGAUGUGGUCAGCAAGUUCCUGAACCGCCACGAUCUGGACCUCAUCUGCAGAGCCCACCAGGUGGUGGAAGACGGUUAUGAGUUCUUCGCCAAGCGGCAGCUGGUGACCUUAUUCUCGGCUCCAAACUACUGCGGCGAGUUCGACAACGCGGGCGGAAUGAUGAGCGUGGAUGAAACCCUGAUGUGCUCCUUCCAGAUCCUGAAGCCCUCUGAGAAAAAGGCCAAGUACCAGUACGGAGGGAUGAACACGGGUCGGCCCGUCACGCCUCCACGCACAGCCCAACCGCCCAAGAAACGGUGAAGCAGAGGAAAGCCCCGCCCCCCCCGCGAAGAACACUGCAGAGGAGGAAGCAAACCCCCACCAACACUCUACCAAACCGUCUGCUCCAAGCUUCUCCUCGCCAACGUAACCGUUUUAGACGCGGAUCCUGCUGUAGCACUUUUUUUUGUUGUGCUUUACCACUUCUCCUCGCUCCCCCGCCUGUACAGACACCACCCGUAUGACUGACCAUUGCUGGGUUUUCAAUAAAUACAGGUUAAUUAG
Molecule: messenger RNA, 1323 nt
Organism: Oryzias latipes (Japanese medaka)
Lineage: Eukaryota; Metazoa; Chordata; Actinopteri; Beloniformes; Adrianichthyidae
Product: serine/threonine-protein phosphatase PP1-beta catalytic subunit
Biological process (GO): regulation of circadian rhythm; circadian regulation of gene expression
Cellular component (GO): nucleus; cytoplasm
Molecular function (GO): protein serine/threonine phosphatase activity
Source: RefSeq, a predicted model, not a curated record